Messenger RNA from Nicotiana tabacum (common tobacco), 1495 nucleotides. Its product is annotated as UPF0496 protein 1. Lineage: Eukaryota; Viridiplantae; Streptophyta; Magnoliopsida; Solanales; Solanaceae. The record is from RefSeq and is a predicted model, not a curated record.
UCAUCAUCCCCUUCCUCAUGUUACUUCCUAGCAGUUACCCCCUCCACUCCACUCUCUCACGCACGAAUCUUAAACUCACUUUUUAGGACCCCUAAAACCUCAUAUUUACAAGCUCAUUUUGUUGUGUGUGAAAUUUUUGCAAGAAAAUGGGUAAUCAGUGUGCUAGACCCCAAAACAAGACCCCACCAUCUUCUCCUCCGGCGCCGGCAGGUUUACCGGCGACACGACCAGAAACAAGCUCAAAUUCUGAUAUUUCACCAGAUCUAAGCUCAUACCAAUCAGCAUGUGAAGAAGAUCCAGAACUUCAACGGUUUGAUUCAGCUCUUCAAGCAAGGACAUCGUUAGCACUCAAUUCCAUAGCUGUUAACAUGGACCCUAGGUCCCUUUCUCUUGACUCUUUACGUGAGGUUACUUUAUGCUUCUUAGAUAUGAACCAAGGGGUUGUCAAUUUCAUUCUUGAAAGCAAAAAAGACAUUUGGAAAGACCCUGAUUUAUUUGAUCUUGUUAAGGAUUAUCUUGAAAGCAGUAUUCACAUUAUGAACUUCUGUUCUUCACUUGAUGACUCUCUUGAACGUGCACGUACUAGUCAGUCUAUAAUUCUUGUUGCAUUGACUAAGUUUGAGAAUGAGAGCAGUGGAAAUGAAGGGGAUUCAAAGCUUCUGUUUUCGGAAACUUUGGAACAGUUGAAGAGUUUUAAAGCUGCUGGUGACCCUUUUACUGCGAGGUUCUUUUCAUCAUUUCACUCAGUUUAUUUGCAGCAAGAAGCUUUGUUGAUGAAAUUGAAGUCGAAAAAGAAUAAACUUGAUAAGAAAUUGAGCAGAGUAAAGACAUGGAAGAGAGUUUCUAAUAUAAUUUUUGCUACUGUGUUUGUUUCUGCUAUCAUUUGCUCAAUUGUUGCUGCAGCAGUCACAGCGCCGCCAAUUGUGACGGCGUUAGCAGCUGCAGCCUCAGUGCCAUUGGGGACAGUGGGGAAAUGGAUCAAUUCAAUGUGGAAGAAGUAUGAGGAUGAGUUGAAGAGGGAGAGGGAGAUAUUGACUUCGAUGGAGGCUGGCAGUUUUGUUGUGAUUCAAGACUUGGAGCAUAUUCGGGUUUUGGCUGAUAAAUUGCAGAUAAUUGUUGAGGGGUUGUUGCAUAGUGCUGAUUUUGCAAUUAGGGGAACUGAUGCAGUCGCAAGUGCAAUGGAAGAGGUCAAGAAGAAUGUAAAUGGCUUUUCAGAGACCAUUGAGGUUUUGAGUCAGCACGCCAAGAAAUGUAACCAGGAUAUUAGGAUGGCACGAGCAGUGAUCUUGCGGAAGAUUGUCAGUCAACCCAGUAGCUCGAAUCAGGGCAUUGGUAUGUUCUUUGAAUGACAGUAGCUGUCUUGCUGAUUUUCUUUUCGUUCAUAUACCAUGUAUGUUUGUAAAAAGUUGGUCCAACUAUGUUUUGUUGGGUCUGUUGAUUUGAGAUUUCUCACCCCUGCAGAAAAUUAAGUUAUAGUCCUCAUUUUGUUAGUGUA